GGGGCCUCCUCAGGGCUGAAGGUGGAAAAUUUGCAGCCAGAAAUAUCAAACAUUGCCAGGCAUGUUAACCAAGAAGUUGCACUUUGUGCUCAUCAGUUGGGGUGGUCCAAGAGAGUUACCAGGCUUACUUAUCUAAAGAAUAUGAGGAGGCUGGUUUCAGAGCUAUAUGUUCGAGAUAACUGUCACCCUUUCAAAGCCACUGUGUUGAUCUGGAUUCAACUUCCCAUGUGGAUCUUUAUGUCUGUUGCCCUCCGGAAUUUGAGUACAGGGGCCACACAUUCAGAAGGUUUUUCUGUUCAGGAACAGUUAGCCACGGGUGGAGUUCUGUGGUUUCCUGAUCUCACUGCAUUGGAUUCUACUUGGAUUCUGCCAGUCUCUGUGGGUGUUGUCAAUUUAUUGAUAGUGGAGAUUUUUGCUCUACAGAGACGUGGAAUGUCCCAUUUUCAAAGGUGCAUCACAUACUUUGUCCGUGCUGUGUCAGUACUGAUGAUUCCCAUUGCUGCAACUGUUCCUUCAUCGAUUGCUCUCUACUGGUUGUGCUCCAGCCUCAUGGGCCUUGCACAGAACUUGCUGCUGCGUUCUCCACGAUUUCGCCAACUUUGCCGAAUACCGUCAACUAAGUCAGAUUCAGAUACUCCUUAUAAAGACCUCUUUGCUGCUUUUUAUGCCAGGUUCAUAUUAAGAAAAUGACAUGUUUUCCAGUAACUUUGAAACAGUUGCAGGUGUCACUAUCACCUUUAUGUAUUUAGAUUUAGAAAUUCAGAUAUUGUUUAAUUUGCUUUAUUUUAAAAUCACAAACUCUGGAGAUUAUGAAUUAUGUAAGCUUGAUAUAUUUGACUGUUAAAAUCUUUUCAGUGCUAGAAAUGUAAUAUGUCUAAUUAUAAAAGAGUAUAACAAUGGAAUCAAAGUGUUGUCCCUGUUUAGAAAAUUAUAACUUGUUAGAGUUGCCAGAACUUUGGAGAAUGAGAUCAGAAACUGUCAAAUUGUACUAAAAAGUCUCACUUAUUAAAGUUUUGUAAAGGAAAAGGAUCCAUUGAGGUGAUUCUUAA
Fukomys damarensis (Damara mole-rat) is the source of this 1049-nucleotide messenger RNA. Its product is annotated as cytochrome c oxidase assembly protein COX18, mitochondrial. Gene Ontology annotation, cellular component: mitochondrial inner membrane. Lineage: Eukaryota; Metazoa; Chordata; Mammalia; Rodentia; Bathyergidae. The record is from RefSeq and is a predicted model, not a curated record. Gene Ontology annotation, molecular function: membrane insertase activity. The coding region runs from base 142 to 690 and encodes 182 amino acids. Gene Ontology annotation, biological process: protein insertion into mitochondrial inner membrane from matrix; mitochondrial respiratory chain complex IV assembly. The transcript is spliced from 6 exons.